Messenger RNA from Anguilla rostrata (American eel), 2639 nucleotides. RefSeq names its product protein O-fucosyltransferase 1 (gene pofut1). The record is from RefSeq and is a predicted model, not a curated record. Bases 33 to 1214 code for a protein of 393 amino acids. The transcript has 7 exons. Gene Ontology annotation, molecular function: peptide-O-fucosyltransferase activity. Gene Ontology annotation, cellular component: endoplasmic reticulum. Gene Ontology annotation, biological process: Notch signaling pathway; protein O-linked glycosylation via fucose; regulation of Notch signaling pathway. Lineage: Eukaryota; Metazoa; Chordata; Actinopteri; Anguilliformes; Anguillidae.
CAAAUGCAUUGUGGGCUAUUGGAUGAAUUGUAAUGGCGGCGAAAACGAAGGGCUUGAAUCUUUUCUUGCUUUUUUGGUUACAUUUGUUGCUUGCGCCUUCGUUAUUAUUUUGCAAUGCAGUAAAGCUAGUGUGGGAUGAAAAUGGAUACAUAUUGUAUUGUCCUUGCAUGGGUCGAUUUGGGAACCAGGCAGAUCACUUCUUGGGAUCAUUAGCCUUUGCAAAAAUGCUGAAUCGAACACUUGCAGUUCCUCCCUGGAUCGUUUACCGACAUCAUGCGCCCCCCUAUACAAAUAUGCAUGUUCCCUACAGGGAGUUCUUUCAGUUGGAGGCUUUGGCGCAGUACCACCGGGUCGUGAGUCUGGAAGACUUCAUGGAACAACUAGCCCACACUCACUGGCCUCAGGGAGUCAGGGUGGCCUACUGCUUUGAGACAGCUGCCCAUCGCAGUGCUGACAAGAAGACCUGUCCCAUGAAGGAUGGAAAUCCUUUUGGUCCAUUUUGGGACCACUUUGGUGUGGAGUUUGACAGGUCUGUGCUUUUUGGGAGCAUAUCUUUCAGUGCCUACUAUCAGCCACACUGGAUAAAGAAGUUUCCCCCCUCAGAGCACCCUGUCCUGGCUCUUCCAGGGGCCCCAGCCCAGUUUCCUGUGCUGGAGGAGCAUGUUGGCCUGCAGCAGUACGUGGUGUGGGCAGAAGGGAUAGUGCAGCAGGGGGAGCAGCACAUCCAGGAUCUAUUGAUCAGGCCCUACUUGGGCAUCCACCUGAGGAUCGGUUCUGACUGGCAAAACGCGUGUAAGCUGCUGCAGAAUGGGGAGACGGGGCCUCACUUCAUGGCAUCUCCCCAGUGCGUGGGUUACAACCGUCAGAACGCCCUGCCCCUCACAAUGACAAUGUGCCUGCCAGAUCUGGCGGAGAUCCGCCGCGCGGUUAAGCUCUGGGUCAAGAAGACCAAAGCCCGCUCUGUCUACAUCGCCACCGAUUCUCAGUCCCACAGUGGUGAAAUCCAGAAGCUCUUCAAUGGCAAUGUGAAAGUAGUUAGCCUACAGCCAGAUACAGCGCAAGUUGACCUGUACAUUCUGGGCCAAUCGGACCAUUUCAUUGGGAACUGUGCUUCCUCCUUUUCCGCUUUCGUGAAGAGAGAACGCGAUGUCCGUGGCCGACCCUCGUCAUUCUUUGGCAUGGACUACCCUGGGAAGAAGAAGGAUGAACUUUAAAAGAUCUCGUUAUGGAGGUCUGAGUUUUAACAGCCGUUGAGGAAAGAUGCUGGUCAGUUUGUUUACUGAGACUGAAGUACCUGUAGACUGGAUAAAAGAAUAGCACUUGUAGACAGGUAGUUUUUUGGCGUUUUAUAAUGAAAGCACAGGAAUAUUUUCAAGGUAAUUUGGAUGCCUGGUGUACUCAUCCUUUAAAAGGACAGUCUGUAUUACAUUAUUAUUAUGAAAGCUCAAAACUAGUGUGCAGAAACAUUUUACAGUUUGAGUGUAGAUAUGCAGCCUGUAUGCUUACGCAAACCAGCUGGAAUCAAGGGGUUUCUAAUUUCCACAAUACAGUCUUUGCUAUAUAUAUUGCAAUUUGCAUACCAGUCAAGGUGAAGGGAGCUCAGGUCGCUUCAUUAAGUCCCACUGCCCCUGUAUAAUGUUGCCUGAUCUCAUGUGCUGUGACUUUUAGAAGGGCCACCCUUCAUGUGUAUGAUAUACAGUAAAGGGAACAUGGGUGGGGUGGGGUCAUAGGGGGGAGCAGGACCCUUCUUUUUUCCAGGAGCUGGAAACUGACACACGUUCAUGCGCAGUAACUGAUCCUGGCAGAUACUAAUUAUAGGGGUGGUCCUGUCAGUCUUGCUUGCCUGUAACUGGCUGGCUAAUGGUGUUUGGUGAAGAAUUACUUAACUGGUUAGUCACUGGAGCUCUUCAGCAGGAUGAGCUUUUUUCAAGCCCUUUGCCAUACUUGCAGGCCAAACAUCAAAUGACAUAAGCUUAAAACCAAAGUGGCUAAACUCUGUGCAACCCUUUUUAUGCUGAUAAUUUCUUUGUCUUUAUCUGGAUAAUGUGGGGGAAAACAUUUGCCCUUUUUUGUAAUCCAGUUAUGAUUUCAACCUGGAAAAGGAUGGAGAUGCUGAGCCCCCUCUUUUGGCUACUGCUUGCAUAAUGCAUAUCCAGAGAAUAAGACCCAAGACCAAGCUAUGUAACUGAAAUACAUCUGCACUCAUGUCUGCUCUAGUUUUAAUUGAACCUGUUUCUUCAUUAUCAAGGAAAUUCUUGGGUUUAACAGGCAAAAUGCUUCUCGCCAUUUUACAUAAGUGCAGUUGGGAUAUAAUACCUGGGGCCACAGUAAACAUACUCCACUAAUUUUGGCCACUGAGCCACUUUUCCCCUCUGAUUUACAUCGUUGAAUAAUAUUCUGCAACAUUUUGCUGGUUUGACUUGCCUCUAAUGUAUAGGGCUACAACAUGCUUUGCUCAGGUUAACAAAUGUAUUGUGAUAUAAAGUUGUAAAGACAAGAUCGUUGAUAUCGUGGGCUUGAAGUGGGGGGUGUUUGAUUCAAAUAUUGAAUGACAUGUCAAUGGAACCACAGAGGUGGUUUGUUAAUAAACCAAACCCAUGGUUGAACAUAAGAUUUGAGUAAAAACACAUUUACAUUAA